Ctenocephalides felis (cat flea) is the source of this 2865-nucleotide messenger RNA. RefSeq names its product protein unc-13 homolog 4B-like. Lineage: Eukaryota; Metazoa; Arthropoda; Insecta; Siphonaptera; Pulicidae. The record is from RefSeq and is a predicted model, not a curated record.
AAGAUUUCUUAGGUAUGUCGAAUCAAUAUAUGGCCGAAGCCUUUAUGAGACUGUCGGAUGUACCAAGGGAUUCUGAUAGCGAUGAACAGACUCAUUUGACUUUGAGCAGACCCACUGCCAUAGUUAGAUGAUUUAUACGAAGAAGUCCUAUUUGGAAUUUUGCACAAUGUGGGGUGCUCCAAAAACGAUGUCCUGCUGCAGGAGCAAGAAGCCCAAAUCGAACAUCUGCGACAGGUUUUUCGCAUUUCUGCAAACAAACACGAAUUAGCAAUGGCGAAGGCUAUGGUUAAAAUUGCACCGGAACAAAGAUUAAACGUAGAGAUUGUAGAAGCAAAAGAUUUAUUAAGCAAACAGCAAUCGCGUGCGCCCAACGCGUACGUCGCUCUGUAUUUAGAAAGCGCGCCAACCGAAAGGCAUUACACCGGCAUGAAGUCGGGUGCAUUUAAUCCUGAAUGGGGCGAACACAUUAGUCUGCCGCUUGGUAAAAAUACGCAACAGGAAGUACUCUGUCUGGAAGUCUGGGAUUUCGAAGCAGUAGACAACAAAAACAAAAAGUUUGGAACUUUAGGCAAAGUAAAAAGUCUUGGAAAAUUGAUGAAAGAAUUUUCAGCAAACAAUUCGACGCCAAAAACGGAAGACUUGUUAAUUGGAACCGGAAAAAUACCUUUGAAGUCAAUUCCAAUGUCUGGCACAACAAUGUUAUACAGUUUGGAUAAACCGCCUAAAAUAAAAAAACAAGGAGUUCUAAAACUAAGAAUCGCUGUUGGAGCACAAAAGGAAGAACAGAUAAAAUAUGGACCUAAAGAUCAUGAUAAUUUUAUACAAAACUACAUGGAGCUAUUGAAAAUGUUACUCUUAUACGAGCUGGACACGUUGAAGUUGGAUUCCGAAACUUGGUCCGGCACCUGGAGCCCCCAAUCCCAAGCCAUACUAAUCCAACACAGGGCCCAAGGGGGCCUCUCGCACACUGCAAACGCCCUUUGCGAAUGGUCUGUCUACACUCAAAUCCAUUCCACGGAAAAACCUUUGUCUUUAGAAUUAUUUAAUAGACUUCUAAAGGUCUUGGUCAAGCCUUUGCAGCAACAGUCAGCUGGUGCUCAGGUUUUGGAAAUCGAGGAGGAAAUUAUGUUUUGGGAAGGAGCUGUAAGGAUACUUCCUGGAUGUUUUUCUAUAAUAAAAACGGUAAAUGAAAAAGAUUUUUGGAAGUUGGGACAGAAUUAUAUGAAUUUUUGUUGGCAGAUGCAAAGAAAUAAUCAGAUGGUGCUGAAAGAUUUAAAAGAAGCUCUACAUAUUGUGCAGACGUUAGCUUAUUUUAGGGCUCCUGCAGGGGUCGAUUCAAUAAAGGAUGCUUUAAACCUGGCAGUACGUUAUGGGGCCCAAAAUUGGUUUAAGGAUCUUCUGGAGCACCAGGAUGAAAUACCACGAGAACCUUUAGCUUCAAGUUCUGGUUUUGAUAAUAGUGAACAACUAAAUGGUGAAGAAGAACGUGUAAAACCAGAAAUAGAUGAGUAUUGUGCAAAUUUGCAAAAAGUUUGCGAAUUGGUUAAGGAAACGGUUCCAAAUGCAAUGGGUACUACUUUGUUUGAAUUGUAUUUGGAGAUUAAACGAUUUGUAAAUUUAGGUAACAAAUUUAACGAAAAUCAAUCACAAAAUUCAAAAAAUGACACCAAAUCCAAUAUGACUGAAGUUGGCAACAUGGCGCGUUGUCAUUUGUGGUUCACGACCGGUGUAACGCACUGGCUGGAUGUCGCUUCUUUAAAGCGAAAAAUAAUAGAAAAGGCCGUAGAAAUGGAUAAUUUUGUGCAAGUUACAGAUGAUGUACACCACAGCUCGUCUGCUGUAGACACUCUAGCAUUCUUUUACCAAAUCAAAAUAUUUUGGGAUCGUUUAGAAUGGCCAGAUCCCGAAGGGUGUUAUACUUUUAUCACCAAAAUUAUUCGUGAUAUUUAUGUUUGUUUUGUCUUCUAUGCUGAUUGCAUUCGUGUCAAGUUGCAUUCUGACAAUCCCAUAAGCUCGGGAAAGAAUAUAUGUUGCCAAAAGUGGUGUGUUGGUAUAAAUACUAUAGAAUAUGUGCAGACAAGUUUGCAGAAAUUUGUGGAGGAAUUAGGGACUGAAAAAGUUUUGGAAAAUUUAAAAAGAACUCCAGAAGAAAUCAAAGGCUGCAGAACUACAAUUUCAGCAAUAAUCGACAACAAAGUUUAUUUGGUCAAUGCCAAAAUAAAACAAAUCAUUGCAAAUUUUGCCAAAAAGUAUCAUUUGGGAAGAUUAAAAGAACUGGAAAGUAUGACAAGUUCACCAUAUGGGGUACUAACUGUUCGAUGUCAUCUUCAUACUACAAAACUUUUUGUGGAAAUUAUGAAUGCGAGCAAAUUGAUUCGAAUGGACAAUGAAAAUAUCUGUAACCCUUUUGUAAAAAUCAGUUUACUGCCACAAGAUAAAUUUAUUGGAUUAUCUAAACAUACAACUAAAACUAUACUUAAGACUGAUCAUCCGUUAUUUGAUGAAACAUUUAUCGUAAAGUUAACCGAGAAGCAAUUAUCAACCAAGGAUGCCUUAAUAUCCUUCAGUGUCAGACAUCGAGACUUGUUAAUGAAUAAAUGUCUAGGACAAACUUUUAUGAGACUCUCGGAUGUGCCCACAAGUUCCAGUGAUUGCAAAUUAACAAAUCUAACAUUAAUUAAACCAUUUGAUAGAAACAAUGAGAUAUUGAAAGCUUUGGAAAAUCGACAAGACGACAAGCAGGCCAAAGAAUUCUUGAAAAAACUGAAAUUCAAUACGGAGGAUAAGAUUUCCGGAACAAUUUCCAAUUUUAGUCGUGGAGCUAGAAACUUUCGAAAUAGCUUCAGAAGGAAAACAAAUGGUUAA